Messenger RNA from Culex quinquefasciatus (southern house mosquito), 591 nucleotides. RefSeq lists its product as uncharacterized. Gene Ontology annotation, cellular component: plasma membrane; cell junction. The record is from RefSeq and is a predicted model, not a curated record. Gene Ontology annotation, biological process: positive regulation of hippo signaling. The coding region runs from base 1 to 591 and encodes 196 amino acids. The transcript has a single exon. NCBI's taxonomy places the organism in Eukaryota, Metazoa, Arthropoda, Insecta, Diptera, Culicidae.
AUGGAGUGCGUGCAGAAAAAGUACGAACCCACAGCAGUGCUUCACAAAGGGUCCGAUAACAGCUCCGUGGUGGAGAGAGAUUUUCACUCCCCCGAUUCGUACGAGCAUGAGGACGAAGAAAUGAUCGACAUCAUGGACGUUUGGAAGGCGAACUACGCGCUUCAGGAGUCACAGCUUCAGUCACUUCAGCACAUGCAGUUCCACGUCGAGUAUCCGAGCACAUCGUCGUCGUCGUCUUACGCGGAUGACAACUGCAACACCGUGGAGUACGACGACGAGUCGGGCACGCCGCACCCCCACCACUCGGUCACCGAGGUGAUCCGGACGGCGGUCCAGAAGGCGGGCUGCCAGCUGCAGGAGGAUAAACGGCGCGUCUCGCGCCAGUUCCUCACCAACUUGAACAUCGCUCAACUACAAGUUAUUGUUAACGACUUACAGAGGUAUAUAGAACUGUUGAAUGACGAGCUGGUGCAGCUGCUGAUGGAGCGCGACGAGCUGCAGAUGAGCCAGGACGCCACGUUGAUCGAUAUAGAAGAUUUGUCGCUUUACUUUUCCGAAGAGAUGAUGCAAAAUAAACACCCACGUAACUAG